Messenger RNA from Stegostoma tigrinum, 1387 nucleotides. Its product is annotated as tudor domain-containing protein 10-like. Bases 50 to 1207 code for a protein of 385 amino acids. The record is from RefSeq and is a predicted model, not a curated record. The transcript is spliced from 13 exons. Gene Ontology annotation, molecular function: RNA binding. NCBI's taxonomy places the organism in Eukaryota, Metazoa, Chordata, Chondrichthyes, Orectolobiformes, Stegostomatidae.
UACUUCCGGUGGCUGUCUGAAGCUUGCGUGCGAGGGGUCACGUGGGGCUAUGGAGCACGAGGCGCCGGUGGUGGAGGCUAAUGGCGGCUCCAACUCGAUCAGGCUCUCUCCACCUCAUCUUCCCCUAUCCCGGCUGGGUCUGAGGAAGCCUCUGGAGAAAAUGAAAAUGACAACAAAUGAAAGCUGUGAGAAGCAGGUAGCAAGGAGAGUGAUUCAUGGUGAAGGAGUUUCUAACAGGAGACUGGAACCAAAGACUGCAAAAGGGCUCAGGAAGAAGGAUGUCUACAUUGGAAAUCUUCCAUCUGAGAUUGCGGAGGAGCAGAUCCUGCAGCUGUUUGCUGCGUUUGAGCCUGUGAAGGUUCGCAAAAUAGUGUCAGGCCUGAAGUGCUAUGCCUUUGUUGAUGUGGGGGAUGCUGAAAAUGUGGCACUGGCUGUCAAUCACUUGAACAACACCAUCUACAAUGGGCGACGCCUGGUCGUGAGAGAUCUCUGCGAGCCCAGGGGUAGUGAAAGAUUGACGGAAGCAACAGACAUUGAAUUGCCGCCUUUAGAGAAGGUUGAUAAAGACCCCAGUCUAGGUAACAAAACCUUGUGCAUCUCUCGGCCAGUUAGGGAUGGAGGUCAGAUCAGCUAUGCGAUCCCUUUGGAGAUGAGGAGUUUGACGUUGGUGCAGAUGCUGACCAGCUGUUUCAAGGACAUUGGCUGGAUGGCAGAGAGCACCAAGGUGCAUGGAGAUGUUGGGCUUAUGGUCAUGGACACAUUCCCCCACAUGCCUUACUUCUGGGCCAUGAACCUGACUCCGGAGACCUACGUGAAGAUGUGCCAGUUGUUCAGCACGCUCUCUGUGGUUACCCAGGAGCAGCCAUUCCUCAAGGAAGAAGAGGUACAGAGGGGCCGGCGCUGCAUGGCGGAAUUCCCAGGAGAGGCUGGGGAAUGGAAUAGGUGUUGGAUCGUGGAUGUGGUGGAGAGUCGGGUCAUCCUGUUUUACGUGGAUUCUGGGAGUACAGCCUGUGUCCCAGCAUCAUCUGUGAAAUCUUUGGAUAAAGAUGAGUUCUGGACCAUCUCACCUCUCGUUCAGCCCUUUGUCCUACAGCAAGGAGUGAUGGGCAAUCGCAAGAUGGAUGGUGUCAUUCUGAAGGGAAGGAUUGUCGGAUUCCAUGAGGCAGAGCCUCACAUCCUGAGAUUCUCCAUCACAGCCGAGGACUGAAGGCAGCCCAGUCAUACAGGAAAAAACCUGAACGCUGGCGAAUACAAAAAUAAAGUUUAAUUUUCACGACCAAAUUAUUUGCUAAUCAGCACCAAUCUUUAGGGCUCCAAGCUGUAGAGGGACAGGAAAGGGGUAUAAUUACCACAUCACUGAAUCAAAAAAAAUAAAUGUUUCACUAGA